Pistacia vera is the source of this 2064-nucleotide messenger RNA. RefSeq names its product putative pectinesterase/pectinesterase inhibitor 22. Gene Ontology annotation, biological process: cell wall modification. Gene Ontology annotation, molecular function: pectinesterase activity; pectinesterase inhibitor activity. The coding region runs from base 306 to 1925 and encodes 539 amino acids. The transcript has 2 exons. The record is from RefSeq and is a predicted model, not a curated record. Lineage: Eukaryota; Viridiplantae; Streptophyta; Magnoliopsida; Sapindales; Anacardiaceae.
AGGACUAACAAUUUUUAUGAAUAUAUAUUGACCUCAUGCUCGAAUUUGGGGAAUACCCUGUAAACCAAUGGCUGGAAAAGUGCAUGGAAUAUUGAACCAUGCUGUGUAAAGCAAGCAUAACUUGAACUUUACUUAAAAAACAGCACAAGAAGAGAAGAAUUUAUGCCUCAAAGGGCAACACUUUACUUUGCAAACAAACAUUCCUCGCAUACCGUCACAUUAAUAUAUAAAAAUAUCAUCUAUGCUCUUUUAAAGUUCUCAGAAACAUCUCUUCUCUUCUCCUUUCUGCUUUCAUCAAACCCAACAUGGCCUUGGCCAAUUUUUUUAUGAUUCUAGCCCUGUUUUUACCUUCAAUUGAAGCUUUAUCUAAUGUCACCUCGUCAGUUCAACAAAAUCUGUCAACACAAGCCUUGCUUACACUGGCUUGCACCAAUGUUGAAAACCAAGACUCAUGCCUAUCAAAUCUGCAAACAGCCCUCCAAAAUACAGGCUCCCCACAUCCAAAUUCAAUCCUGCAUGCAGCUCUUAGAGCUUCACUUAAUGAAGCAAGACAAACCAUCGACAUGAUAACAAAGUUCAACUCCUUGUCUAUCAGCUACCGCGAACAACUAGCCAUUGAAGAUUGCAAGGAACUCCUAGACUUCUCGGUCUCCGAACUUGCCUGGUCCUUAGCUGAAAUGAAAAUGAUCCGAGCUGGUGCAACGAGCCCUGACUAUCAAGGAAACCUAAAAGCUUGGUUGAGUGCUGCAUUGAGCAACCAAGACACUUGCCUUGAAGGGUUUGAAGGCACAGACCGGCGCCUUGAGAAUUUCAUCAGGGGAAGUCUAAAACAAGUUACACAACUUAUCACCAAUGUGCUAGCUAUGUACACUCAAUUACAUAGUUUACCUUUCAAACCACCAAGAAACAAUUCAACAAGAAUUGGAAGCUCAACCUCCAAGUUUCCGAAAUGGAUGACUGAUGGUGAUCAAGAGCUUAUGCAUAAGAGUCCAGUUGGUAUGCACGUUGAUGCAGUUGUAGCAUUGGAUGGCACCGGGCACUACCGUACAAUCUCAGAGGCAAUUUAUGCGGCUCCAGGUUAUAGUAAAAGGAGGUACAUUAUCUAUGUGAAGAAGGGAGUUUAUAAUGAGAACAUAGAUAUGAAGAAGAAGAAAACCAACAUUAUGCUUGUUGGAGAUGGCAUUGGAGCCACUGUGGUGACUGGUAACAGGAAUUUCAUGCAAGGUUGGACUACUUUUAGGACUGCCACUGUUGCUGUCUCGGGCAGAGGGUUUAUAGCAAGAGACAUGACAUUUCGCAACACUGCAGGACCCCAACACCAUCAAGCGGUGGCCCUUCGAGUUGAUUCUGAUCAAUCUGCCUUCUUCAGGUGCAGCAUGGAAGGCUACCAGGACACUCUCUAUGCUCACUCUCUCCGACAAUUUUAUCGCGAAUGCGAUAUUUAUGGUACCAUUGACUUCAUUUUUGGCAACGGUGCAGCAGUCCUUCAAAACUGCAAAAUUUACUCCAGAGUUCCUUUACCAUUACAGAAGGUCACAAUCACUGCCCAGGGCAGGAAAAACCCGAAUCAGAACACCGGAUUUUCGAUACAAGAUAGCUACAUUUUGGCAUCUCAACCAACCUACUUAGGCAGGCCCUGGAAACCAUUUUCCAGGACAGUUUUUAUAAACACUUAUAUGGGUGCUUUAGUUCAGCCUAGAGGAUGGCUUGAGUGGUACGGAAACUUUGCUUUGAACACAUUGUGGUAUGGUGAGUAUAGGAAUUAUGGCCCUGGUGCAUCUCUAUCGGGGCGGGUCAAAUGGCCUGGUUAUCACAUCAUUAAAGAUGCUCGCACUGCAAACUACUUCACUGCCAGCCGGUUCAUCGAUGGCAUGUCGUGGUUGCCGGCGACCGGAAUCAAGUUCAAAGCAAAUUUGGGCAAUUAAACGGUCCUGCCUGACAAGGGGAUUCAUUUUGGCCCCUUCAUCGAUGUAUUGAUGUAUAUAUAUUUUUAUUUGACUAGAGGUAUCCUAUUUGUUUGUAGUACUACUGUUAAAUAAAAGUGAAUCAUUUAACAUAAAAAUU